UCAAUUUCAGCUGUUGUGUGAAGUGAAGUGUGAGACUAUCUUUGUGCUUGUGGUGCUUUGUCUUCGAGCUGUUGUUGAAACAAAUACGUUGAAUUAUUGUACGACGAUUUACUUCAUCUGGAAUCUUAAACUGAAAAUUUUAAACAAAAAUUACUUAGAAUGGCUCAAAAUCCUACAAGUAGUGCUUUACGAGCAUUAGCCUUGGAAUUCAAAAGCCUUCAAGAAGAGCCAGUUGAAGGUUUUCGCGUCAAGCUUGUUUCGGAGGAAAAUCUCUUUGAAUGGGAAGUAGCAAUAUUUGGGCCUCCUAAAACAUUGUAUGAAGGUGGCUACUUCAAAGCCCAUGUUAAAUUUCCACCUGAUUAUCCCUAUUCACCACCGUCUAUUCGAUUUUUGUCUAAAGUUUGGCACCCUAAUGUUUAUGAAAAUGGUGAUUUAUGCAUCUCUAUUCUUCAUCCACCUAUUGAUGAUCCUCAGAGUGGAGAACUUCCAUGUGAACGUUGGAAUCCUACCCAAAAUGUCCGAACUAUAUUAUUGAGUGUAAUAUCACUUCUAAAUGAGCCAAAUACAUUUUCUCCUGCCAAUGUGGAUGCAUCUGUAAUGUACAGGCGCUGGAAGGAAUCUAAAGGAAAGGAUAAAGAAUAUGAAAAUAUAAUAAGGAAGCAAGUUUCAGCUACGCAUGCCGAGGCUAUGAAAGACAAUGUUAUAGUGCCUAUGACUCUAGAAGAAUAUUGCAUUAAGCAUACUGCUAAACCUUCUGAGCAAGAAUCCGAUUUGAACGAUUUCUAUGAUGAUGACUAUGGUGAUGACAUGGAUGAUGAAGAACAGGAAGAAGACUAUGAUGAAGAUAAUGAAGAUUCUGGCAAUGGUGAAACAUGAUAAAAUUCAGAUUCCACAUAGCAUAUUUCUAUAAACUUAUUGAAUGUGAAGCAAUUUUAGGACCUUGCCAGUAUUGCCAACAAUGUGCAAAAACAUUGAGGUGUAUCAAACUUUAAUGGCAAAGUGCAUAAAUAAUGAUUAAAAAAAAAAAGAAUGUGCAUAAUGAGGAUUGCAAAAAUCAUGUAGCCGUCAGCAUCUCAUCUUGCUCAUUUUACUCUGAACAUUUUAAAAAAAGAGUUCCAUGAUUAUUAAAGUUGUAUGUAAUUUAUUCUUUUGUUGAUUUAUUCAAGAUACCAGUGUUUGGAAUUGUUACUUUCUUGUUUUUAUUAGCCUCUUCAUACUUAGGUGUUCUUCUUUUUGAGUCUUCCAUUGUGUGGCUGGGUUUCUGAAAAUUUAUGCAUGUUACACCGUCUCAAAUGAAAAUGAAUGCUUUUUCACCAUGUUACCUAAAUCCUGUUUUUUCUGCGCUUAAUAAAAUAUUCUUUUGGUGAUUGAA
Molecule: messenger RNA, 1372 nt
Organism: Argiope bruennichi
Lineage: Eukaryota; Metazoa; Arthropoda; Arachnida; Araneae; Araneidae
Product: ubiquitin-conjugating enzyme E2 R2-like
Exons: 5
Coding region: 160-876 (238 amino acids)
Biological process (GO): ubiquitin-dependent protein catabolic process; protein polyubiquitination
Molecular function (GO): ubiquitin conjugating enzyme activity
Source: RefSeq, a predicted model, not a curated record